Messenger RNA from Cryptomeria japonica (Japanese cedar), 3133 nucleotides. Its product is annotated as cation/H(+) antiporter 19. Lineage: Eukaryota; Viridiplantae; Streptophyta; Pinopsida; Cupressales; Cupressaceae. The transcript is spliced from 3 exons. The coding region runs from base 655 to 2916 and encodes 753 amino acids. Gene Ontology annotation, cellular component: endomembrane system; membrane. Gene Ontology annotation, molecular function: antiporter activity. Gene Ontology annotation, biological process: regulation of pH; proton transmembrane transport. The record is from RefSeq and is a predicted model, not a curated record.
AAUUCGGGAUCUUUCAAUGUGAAAAUCAUUUCCUUACGCAAUUUGUGUGGCGGUGGGCGGUCCCGUGUUCAAAGGUCAAAUAAAAAAUUAUUUUCCAUAGCUUGUUUUUCUAUGGUUGCUUUAAUGAAUCAAGAAUUCCGCGCCCCUUGAAAAUUAUGUUUUGUUUUAAUUAAUUUUGUUUUUCAGUAUAACCAACCAUUAAUAGUAAAUAAAGGCGGUGUAGCUCUCAGUUGACCUGAAACUAGGAAUCUUUCAAUUUUGAUUAAUGGUUAAUCACCUACUAAUAAGACGGUUCAAUUCCCUAUCAAUUUGUCUAAAUUAGUAUUAGUGUUUUCGACUUAUAUUUUGUCUCGUCUAAACUAAACUGAGUUUGGGAGAAUUACAGAGCAUAUCUUAUCUCGGUAUAAGCUGAGAAAAUUUGACUUCCUCUGUGUUUCUCUGUGUCAGUUAAUUGUUUGUAAUGGGUAUCAGAUGUGAAUUUAAAAAAAAAUAGAUGAGCAAACUGAAUUUAAGAAAACAGCCUGGAAUGGAUGUAUUGGCUACUGAAGUGGAAAGUUGUCUGUGUAAAGUUUUGUCUUGGAAUGGGGAGAAUCAAAUCUCCUACAGGGGGGAAUCAUUCUGGGCCCAUCUGUUAUAGGACGCAGUGAAUCUUACAUGAACACUGUUUUUCCCAAAAGGAGUACCCCUGUUCUUGAAACUGUUGCCAGUAUCGGGCUUCUAUUCUUUCUCUUUCUAGUUGGGCUGGAGUUAGAUUUCGGUGCCAUUAGGCGAACGGGAAGAAAAGCUCUGGCAAUUGCAGCUGCUGGAAUCACUUUGCCGUUUGUAGCUGGGAUUGGGGUUGCUUUUCUACUGAGGUCAACAAUUGCAAAAGGUGUGGAUUAUGGCGCCUUCCUUGUCUUCAUGGGUGUUGCACUGUCUAUCACUGCCUUCCCUGUGCUUGCAAGGAUACUUGCAGAGCUCAAACUUCUUACAAGAGAUGUGGGCCAGAUGGCCAUGUCUGCAGCAGCUGUCAACGAUGUGGUUGCUUGGGUUCUCUUAGCCAUUGCUGUUGCUCUGUCAGGCUCAGGCAAAAGUCCUGUCAUAGCAGUUUAUGUUCUGCUCUGUGGUGUAGCAUUUGUGGCUUUUAUGAUGCUUGCAGUGAAGCCUCUGAUGGCCUACAUGGCCCGCCGGUCACCUGACAAUGAGCCGGUGAGUGAGCUUUUUAUCUGCAUAACACUUGCAGGUGUCCUGGCGUCUGGGUUUGUAACAGAUGCAAUCGGUAUCCACUCAAUCUUUGGAGCUUUUGUCUUUGGAUUGACAAUUCCCAAAGAGGGCCCCUUUGCGGGCAUGCUGAUUGAAAAGAUUGAAGAUUUUGUGGGUGUCCUGCUUUUGCCGCUGUAUUUUGCUUCCAGUGGGUUGAAAACGAAUAUUUCGACUGUUAGCGGUGCUCAAUCAUGGGGUCUCCUUGUUUUGGUGAUACUUACUGCUUGUGCCGGGAAGAUCUUGGGAACUCUUUUUGUUGCUUUAGCCCACAAAGUCCCCUUCCGUGAAGCCAUCACCCUGGGAUUCCUUAUGAACACCAAAGGGCUUGUAGAGUUGAUUGUCCUCAACAUUGGCAAGGAGAGGAAUGUUUUGAAUGAUGAGAUGUUUGCCCUUCUGGUGCUGAUGGCUCUGUUCACAACAUUCAUUACUACCCCACUUGUAAUGGCCGUAUACAAGCCGGCAAGGAAGCAAGCCCCAUACAAGCACCGGAAGCUGCAGAGAGACAAGCCAAAAGACGAGCUCAGGAUUCUGGCCUGUGUGCAUGGUACCAAGAACAUCCCUGCCAUCAUAAACUUAAUGGAAGCCUCCAGAGGAAUCAGAAAGUCUGCCCUGCGUCUCUAUAUCAUGCACCUCGUAGAGCUCUCUGAAAGGUCCUCAUCAAUCAUGCUGGUUCACAAGGCAAGGAAGAAUGGUCAGCCUUUCUGGAACAGAAACAGAUCACAUGAAGACCAGAUAGUAAUCGCCUUCGAUGCGUUUGAGCAGCUGAGCAAGGUGCAAGUAAGACCCAUGACUGAAAUCUCUGCAUUCCAAGACAUGCAUGAAGAUAUCUGCAAUCUUGCAGAAGAAAAGAGGGCUGCAAUGAUUAUUUUACCUUUCCACAAAUACCAACGAGUAGAUGGUGUCCUGGAAUCUGUGAAUGCUGGAAUAAGGACAGUGAACCAGAAUGUAUUGAAGCAUGCUCCUUGCUCUGUUGGUAUUCUAGUGAACAGGGGUCUUGGAGGCCAGUCCCAGCUGGCACCUUCUAGUGUCUCCCAUAUUGUUGCAGUGCUUUUCUUUGGAGGCCCAGAUGACCGCGAGGCUUUAGUCUAUGGCAGAAGAAUGGCAGAGCAUCCCGGUAUAAAAGUAACAGUUAUAAGGUUCCUGCCUGACAGAGAAAUGGAUCACAUUGCACUCAAUUUGACCCCACUUCCCGCACACGAAAAUGAAAACCACUCAGAGUCCUACAAAUUCUCUACUGCAGAGAUGAACAGGGAGCAGGAAAGAAUAUUGGAUGAGGAAGCUUUGUCUUGUAUCACCAAUGAAUUGAACGACUCUGUUCCAUACACUCCCAAGAAAACCCAAGCUUAUGUCGAGGAUGUAAAGGGCUCUAUCUCGUAUACCGAACAGAAGAUCAGUAACACAGUUGAGUCUGUCCUAUCAAUUGGGAAGAGCAACGAAUACAAUUUAAUCCUGGUCGGAAAAGGGCGCUUUCCUUCUCCUCUGGUAGCAGAUUUGGCCGAUAGAACUGCAGAGUGUGCUGAAUUGGGUCCAAUUGGGGAUCUGCUUGCCUCAUCUACCAUUCAAGCCAUCGCUUCAGUGCUUGUGAUUCAGCAGCACGAUCACAUUCACACUGACGAGGUACCAUUCUCAAAGAGCGUGGAAUCCGCAACCCCAUUCACUGUAGCCCUUGAAUAGAGGGUAUUGGUUUUCUAAUGUCCGGUUUAAUGUGUAUAUUAAUGUCGUCGUUUGACCAAUCUUUUCAUUUUCCUGAAGAGACUCCAUUUGCCCUUGUGCAUGGCGGCGCAUAUGGAUUGAUUUAUGUACAAAACUCAUGUCCGAAAUUUUCAUGCAAUCCGACGGAUGUUUUCUUGCGCCGUCCUUGCAAAUUGGUACACAAAUUGGUAUUUUUUUC